AAGUAAACAAACAUCAUGGCGGCCGAGGCAACGUUCUAUUUCACCACUACCGUCAUGCUUUGCGCCCGCCUGCUCCUUGCCGAAGCUUUACAGGUUCAGAUCCCGGAGGUAGUGACGUUGCGCCACGUCCAGGUGCAGAUUGACGUGACCGACGUUCCCGGGUAUCCACCUGGCUACAACGAGUCGUGCGCGACGUCACACGUCACGGGCAACAAGGCUUUGAUGCUGAACGUGUCGAUGAAGGUCUUCGCUCCUGGUAUUCAGAUAGACACCGAAUUCUUUUCACCCGAUCAAAACGCCCUGGUCGCAGUGGACACAGACAACGAUCACUGUGGCAUGUCCUGGACUGAUGUGUUCAACACCUUGUUCCCCCUCCAACAUCUGAACAAUGAGACUACACGGGUCUACUGUGAGCCUGCGCCAAGCUACCCAUCUGACAGCCGUGGCGGGGUCACAUCACCGAUUGACAUAAACAUCUUGCAGCCUCCCUUCAGCCCAGGCGACCCGAUCCAGCACAAGCUCCACCCCCCGAUCUGGUCCCUCAUGUUUACGGACACCUGGGUGCAACAGAACUCUCCUUACGUGGUGCUGGACAUGUCCGUGGGCCACCUGAGGGCCGGCGUGUGGACCAGCUGGGUGUGCCGGGCCACCGGGGAUCCACUCAACAUGGACGUGUACCUGGCACUGGCACCGGCAGGUCAGUAA
Branchiostoma belcheri (Belcher's lancelet) is the source of this 705-nucleotide messenger RNA. RefSeq lists its product as uncharacterized. The transcript has 5 exons. The record is from RefSeq and is a predicted model, not a curated record. Bases 16 to 705 code for a protein of 229 amino acids. Lineage: Eukaryota; Metazoa; Chordata; Leptocardii; Amphioxiformes; Branchiostomatidae.